Messenger RNA from Aricia agestis (brown argus), 1534 nucleotides. Its product is annotated as NF-kappa-B-repressing factor-like. NCBI's taxonomy places the organism in Eukaryota, Metazoa, Arthropoda, Insecta, Lepidoptera, Lycaenidae. Gene Ontology annotation, cellular component: U2-type post-mRNA release spliceosomal complex. The transcript is spliced from 7 exons. The coding region runs from base 139 to 1494 and encodes 451 amino acids. Gene Ontology annotation, biological process: spliceosomal complex disassembly. Gene Ontology annotation, molecular function: nucleic acid binding. The record is from RefSeq and is a predicted model, not a curated record.
UUUCAUAAAAGAAAAUUGCAAAAAUGACUUUCUUUAUUUGUUUUUUUGUGGCGUGUUAAAUAAAGUUCGUACUCUACCCGGCGAAAAUGUAUCGGAUCAGCUAACUUUAAUACUAAACUGGUAUAUUCUUAGUCUAAAAUGUCUUUUAACAACGACUGGGAUGUUGAUAAAUAUAGGGAGGAACAUGAGAGUGACGAACAUUGGGAAUUAAGGAAAGCUUUUAUGGAAAGAUGGAGGGACAACUAUCCCGAAGAAAGGCUUAUAUGCUUGGCUCGUGUGUUUGCUAAUAUUGAAUUCAUGGGAUGCCGAUAUCCUAUAGAAGUUAUGCAGGAGGUCGCUACACUUUCUAAAGAGGUGGCUAAGGAUUACAGAAAUAUAAAGAAAACCAAAUUGCAAAGGACAUUUGUUUCUGCUUCUGAUGCUGCUGAGGACAGAGCGAGAGGUAUAAAAAGAGAAGGGGGCGUAGUCAUCAACAAUCAUAAAGCUAAAUCUAGUAAAAUAGAGUUUGUAGCACAAGGACAAAGUAGUACAUUGGAAACAUCAGAUGAGACUAAAAAGCAAGUUUCAAAUGAUAGUGAUGAUGAAAAACUAGAUGAUAACGAAGAUCAAAAAUCUGAAGACACGCAAGAGAAAAGUUUAAAAAAUAAUCAGAGCAUUGAUCAGAAUGAGUUUCUGAAUGAAAUGCUAAGAAUGAAAUGCAUUGAUCCCAGACGCUUUCACAAUAGCAUGUUUCAAACUUCAUUUGGCAGAUUUGUACUUUUAGUUCGACCAUGGAGUAGUAAAUUGUCUAAUAUUAUAAACAGUUGUCAGGUGUGUAAAAUACAAGUCACAAGUACAUACGAGAGAGAGUGUUUCUCUCUGAUGAUGAACGGUAAACUAGUGGCCCAGGCAUCUGGGUCCACUAAGGCCGAAGCAAAAAACAUUGUUGAAAUUAUGGCUUGGAAUAGGUUAAGGGAAGAAGCUAUUAGUGUAUUGGUGAAAGAGUUGUUCAUAGCUCAGGGCGACAGAAUCUCUAUGAAUGAUGUGACGGGCAAGAAGGAGGAAUUUGGUACACCUAUUGAGAACAGUGUUGCUACUAAAAUGAUGAAGCUGAUGGGCUGGAAGGGCGGGGGCCUGGGCGCCGACGCACAGGGAAUCGCUGAACCCAUCAAGCCACAUUUGCAAAUGGUGAACCGCGCGGGGCUGGGCAGCAGCGGCACCGACGUGCGCGGGCUGAGGCGCGCCGGCGCCGACCUCAUGCGGCGCUACAUCGCAGCAGACACCCUCGACCUGGACCUCGUGUUCAGCUCGGAGUUUGACAAGGACGAGCGGGCGGUGCUGCACAGCUGCGCGCAGAAGGCGGGCCUCGCGUCCAAGAGCUACGGUGACGUUGACAGGUUUCUGGUGGUCAAAAAGAAGUUGGAUCCGUUCUCGCUUGUGCGAGCUGUUGUGGAGAAGGGUGGCAACACUCCCAAGUACCAAGUGUUCAUACCGGCCGCGCUUAGCAACAGAUGACAUAACACGUAUUUAUACAAAUAAAUUACUUCAAAAUGUA